Messenger RNA from Exophiala aquamarina CBS 119918, 1149 nucleotides. RefSeq lists its product as uncharacterized. The record is from RefSeq and is a predicted model, not a curated record. Gene Ontology annotation, cellular component: cytoplasm; cytosol. Gene Ontology annotation, molecular function: carboxy-lyase activity; hydrolase activity. Bases 1 to 1149 code for a protein of 382 amino acids. The transcript has a single exon. Lineage: Eukaryota; Fungi; Ascomycota; Eurotiomycetes; Chaetothyriales; Herpotrichiellaceae. Gene Ontology annotation, biological process: secondary metabolic process.
AUGGCACCGCCUCCCUCUGACCCCGUGGUCGACAUCCACACACACAUGUACCCGCCCAGCUACAUCUCGCUCCUCUCCAACCGCUCAACAGUACCAUACAUACACCAGCCCUCCGACCCCAAAGCUGACCCACGACUGAUCAUCCUCGACUCCGACGAUGACCCUGCUCGGCCGAGAUCUUCCCGAGGACGCCCUGUCGACAGCACGUACUCGUCGUUCGACAAGAAACGGGAGUUCAUGAGACUCCACGGCAUCACAUGCAGCGUUAUCUCCUUGGCCAACCCAUGGCUUGAUUUCCUGGACCCAGAGUCGGCUCGCGCCACGGCCGUGGGCAUCAACGACGAUCUCGAGAGUGCGUGUGCGGAGAACAACGCCUCGUCCCAGCAUGCUGGGCUGAAACUGUACGCUUUUGCAAGCUUGCCGCUCUCGGCGCCCGCGGAGGACAUCGUCUCGGAGAUCCAGCGGCUGAAGACACUACCGCACGUCAAAGGCGUGAUCAUGGGCACGACGGGCCUGGGGAAGGGGCUGGACGAUCCAGCUUUGGAUGCGGUCUAUUCCGCGCUCGCAACGACCAACACUAUUGUAUUCCUUCAUCCUCACUACGGUCUCCCCGCCGAAGCCUUCGGCGGUCCAUCGGUCAUCGCCAGGUCCGGACACGUGUUGCCCCUCGCUCUCGGCUUCCCGCUCGAGACCACGAUCGCCGUGUCCAGGAUGUACCUGUCCGGCGUCUUCGACCGACACCCGAAGCUCGAAUUCCUGCUGGCCCAUUCUGGAGGAACCAUACCCUUCCUCGCAGGCCGCAUUGAAUCGUGCGUCGCCCACGAGCGAGAAUUCAUCGCGAAUGGAGGCAAGACACAGGGCCCACAGCGCUCGAUCUGGGAUGUCCUGCAGACGAACAUUUAUCUCGACGCUGUGAUCUAUGGGCAGCCGGGCUUGAAGGCCGCGCUGGAGGCGGCGGGGAGCGUUGAUCGGGUUUUGUUUGGGACGGACCAUCCGUUCUUUCCGCCUCUGGGCGACGAGGAAGGAGGGAAGUGGCUGAGCGUGGAGAGCAAUAAAGGCGUUAUUAGAUCCUCGUUUCCGCAAGACGAAGCAGCAAGAAAGAAAAUCUUAGGUGGAAACGCGGUAAGAGUGCUUGGCUUGGACUUAUGA